UACGCCACUGGAACAAGGUGUCAAGAAUUGUGACAGAACACUCUUCUCAUAAGGAAGAGGCAAGAGAAAUCAUUCUAAAGACAAAAAUUAGUUAUGGAAAAAUCUGUGAAUUGGAUGGUUAUGCUACAGGAUAUGGAGCACCAUCUCGGGUUUUUAUUGCAUCAAUGUCGUUUGAAGUGGCAAUUGGAGAUAAUGAUACUUGGAAUAAAUGA
Messenger RNA from Ambispora leptoticha, 212 nucleotides. The record is from the annotation of a GenBank genome assembly. NCBI's taxonomy places the organism in Eukaryota, Fungi, Glomeromycota, Glomeromycetes, Archaeosporales, Ambisporaceae.